Messenger RNA from Triticum dicoccoides, 1036 nucleotides. RefSeq lists its product as uncharacterized. The transcript has a single exon. Bases 34 to 720 code for a protein of 228 amino acids. The record is from RefSeq and is a predicted model, not a curated record. Lineage: Eukaryota; Viridiplantae; Streptophyta; Magnoliopsida; Poales; Poaceae.
CUCGUCCGCCCCCAAAUCGACGACGGGCACCAGAUGCGGCCGCCGUCGCCGCCGCGGCCGCUGGCCUUCCCAACGCUGGACUCGCUCGCGGCGUACCUCCGGCCGCGCCUCCCGGGCCCGGCGCUCGCCUCCUGGGGAUCCGCGCCGGGGACCAAGAACCUGCUCAACCUCUUCCUGGAGCUCUCCUGCGGCGACUGCACGCUGCUGCCCGCGGCCUCCUCCCCGCCGGCCCUCGUCGUGCGCGCCGUCCACGUCGCCACCGUGCGCAUCCGCAACCGCCGGGGCGCGCUCCUCGUGGAGACCCGCCAGCUGCUCUCCGAUGGCACGCUCCGCCGCCGGGCCGCGCGGCCGCUCUCCGAGAAGAUGCGCCCCGGGGAGACGCCGGAGGCCGCCGCGGCCCGCGCCGUCGUCGAGGAGCUCGGCGAGCGCGCCCGCGUCCGGAUCCUGGGGGCGGCCCCGGAGCCGCGCGUGGAGGAGCGGGAGUCCGUCUCGUACCCGGGGCUCCCCGCCAGGUACGUGCUGCACGCGGUGGACGCGGAGCUCGUGGAGGGCGUCCCGGAGGAGGGCGAGUUCGACACGGAGGAGGCCGGCGAGGGCGAGGGCCACGACGGCGGCGGCGCGGCCAUCACCGUGAAGCGGCACUACUGGUCAUGGGUCGACGACGAGGAGGCCCGCGGCGAGGCCGCCCCGGCCGCGUCGCCGGUGCGCAGUAGGAACUAAUAUGUGCUGUUAUCAUGUUGUGUUUGGUUAAUUUAUUUUUAUCACUUCAUCGGCUUGCGAUAUCAUGUAAUACUCCAGUAUGUUUCUUGCGCUCUGCUCUGCAGUGUUCAUAGUACCACGGAUCUCUUUGCAACCCCACAGUUAGUCACUCUCUGUCUCUGCACCGCAGGGAUGUCGAAGUGUUUCUUCCGCACUCAGGUCUGUUUGUUUGAGCUUCGAGACCAGAUUCAGCUUUGCCAGUGAACCUGAAUCUGAAAGUUGAAACAAACAGUUGUAUAUCAAAUCAGCAUUACCAGUGAAGCUGAAUUUGUUAGCA